This is a messenger RNA of Grammomys surdaster, 9044 nucleotides long. It is a transcript of the gene Tnks, whose product is annotated as tankyrase. The record is from RefSeq and is a predicted model, not a curated record. The coding region runs from base 20 to 3973 and encodes 1317 amino acids. NCBI's taxonomy places the organism in Eukaryota, Metazoa, Chordata, Mammalia, Rodentia, Muridae. The transcript has 27 exons. Gene Ontology annotation, molecular function: protein binding; NAD+ poly-ADP-ribosyltransferase activity. Gene Ontology annotation, cellular component: nucleus; cytoplasm.
AGUACGGGGGAGUGGGAAGAUGGCGGCGUCGCGUCGCUCUCAGCAUCAUCACCACCAUCAUCAGCAACAGCUCCAGCCUGCCCCAGGGGCUUCGGCUCCGCCACCGCCACCUCCCCCGCCGCUCAGCCCGGGCUUGGCCCCGGGACCCACCCCUGCCUCCCCUACGGCCGGCGGCCUGGCGCCCUUCGCUUCCCCGCGGCACGGCCUGGCGCUGCCGGAGGGGGAUGGCAGCCGGGACCCGCCCGACAGGCCGCGAUCUCCGGACCCGGUGGACGGCGCCGUCUGCACGGUGGCUGCUACGGCCGCUGUCCCGGCAGCUUCCGCCGCCGUCGGGGUCGCUCCCAGCCCAGCCGGCGGCGGCGGUAACAACUCCGCGUCGUCCACUUCUUCCCCGACUUCAUCUUCGUCUUCCUCCCCAUCCUCCCCUGGCUCGAGCUUAGCGGAGAGUCCCGAGGCAGCCGGAGUUGGCUCCACAGCAACUUUGGGACCCGGGGCGGCGGGCCUGGGCCCGGGGGUCCCAGCCGUAAGUGGGGCCCUGCGGGAGCUACUGGAGGCCUGUCGAAAUGGGGACGUGUCCCGGGUGAAGAGGUUGGUGGACGCCGCGAACGUGAAUGCAAAGGACAUGGCCGGUCGAAAGUCUUCUCCCCUGCACUUCGCAGCAGGCUUUGGAAGGAAGGAUGUUGUAGAACACUUGCUGCAGAUGGGUGCUAAUGUCCAUGCCCGUGAUGAUGGGGGCCUCAUCCCACUUCAUAAUGCCUGCUCUUUCGGCCAUGCCGAGGUGGUCAGUCUGUUACUGUGUCAAGGAGCAGAUCCGAAUGCCAGAGAUAACUGGAACUAUACACCUCUGCAUGAAGCUGCCAUUAAAGGGAAGAUUGACGUCUGUAUUGUGCUGCUGCAGCACGGAGCCGAUCCAAACAUCCGGAACACCGAUGGGAAAUCAGCUCUGGACCUGGCAGAUCCUUCAGCAAAAGCUGUCCUCACAGGUGAAUACAAAAAAGACGAACUCCUAGAAGCUGCUAGGAGUGGUAAUGAAGAAAAGCUAAUGGCUUUACUGACUCCUCUAAAUGUGAAUUGCCAUGCAAGUGAUGGGCGAAAGUCUACUCCAUUACACCUGGCAGCAGGCUACAACAGAGUUCGGAUAGUUCAGCUGCUUCUACAGCAUGGUGCUGAUGUCCACGCAAAAGACAAAGGCGGACUUGUACCUCUUCAUAAUGCAUGCUCAUACGGACACUAUGAGGUCACAGAACUGCUGCUAAAGCAUGGAGCUUGUGUUAACGCUAUGGAUCUGUGGCAGUUCACACCACUGCAUGAAGCUGCUUCCAAGAACCGUGUAGAAGUCUGUUCUCUGUUACUUAGUCAUGGUGCCGAUCCAACCUUGGUCAAUUGCCAUGGCAAAAGUGCUGUCGAUAUGGCUCCAACUCCUGAGCUGCGGGAAAGACUGACGUAUGAAUUUAAAGGCCAUUCUUUACUACAAGCCGCCAGAGAAGCAGACCUGGCCAAAGUUAAAAAAACACUUGCUUUGGAAAUCAUUAACUUCAAGCAGCCACAGUCUCAUGAAACUGCAUUGCACUGUGCUGUGGCCUCCUUGCAUCCCAAACGAAAGCAAGUGGCAGAGCUGUUACUUAGGAAGGGAGCCAAUGUCAAUGAGAAGAACAAGGAUUUCAUGACCCCUUUGCAUGUUGCAGCUGAAAGAGCUCAUAAUGACGUCAUGGAGGUUCUGCAUAAGCAUGGAGCAAAGAUGAAUGCACUGGAUAGUCUUGGUCAGACUGCUUUGCAUAGAGCUGCCUUAGCUGGCCACCUGCAGACGUGCCGCCUCCUGCUGAGUUAUGGCUCCGAUCCUUCCAUCAUCUCCCUGCAAGGCUUCACAGCAGCGCAGAUGGGGAAUGAAGCGGUGCAGCAGAUUCUGAGCGAGAGUACGCCUAUACGCACUUCAGAUGUGGACUAUCGACUCUUAGAGGCAUCAAAAGCUGGUGACUUGGAAACUGUGAAGCAACUCUGCAGCCCGCAGAAUGUGAACUGCAGAGAUCUGGAGGGCCGGCAUUCUACCCCGUUACACUUCGCUGCGGGCUAUAACCGUGUGUCUGUCGUUGAGUACCUUCUACAUCAUGGAGCUGAUGUCCAUGCCAAAGACAAAGGUGGCUUGGUUCCCCUUCAUAAUGCCUGCUCCUAUGGACACUACGAAGUAGCUGAGCUCUUGGUGAGGCACGGGGCUUCUGUCAAUGUGGCAGAUUUGUGGAAAUUUACCCCUCUCCAUGAAGCGGCAGCCAAAGGAAAAUAUGAAAUCUGCAAACUCCUUCUGAAACAUGGAGCAGAUCCAACUAAGAAGAACAGAGAUGGAAAUACACCCCUAGAUCUGGUCAAAGAAGGAGACACAGAUAUUCAGGACCUCCUGAGGGGUGAUGCUGCCCUGUUGGAUGCUGCCAAGAAGGGCUGCCUGGCCAGAGUGCAGAAGCUCUGUACUCCAGAGAAUAUCAACUGCCGAGACACUCAGGGCAGAAACUCAACUCCUCUCCACCUGGCAGCAGGCUACAAUAACCUGGAAGUAGCUGAGUACCUUCUAGAGCAUGGAGCUGAUGUUAAUGCCCAGGACAAAGGAGGUUUAAUCCCACUUCACAACGCAGCAUCUUACGGGCAUGUUGAUAUAGCAGCAUUACUGAUAAAAUACAACACAUGUGUAAACGCAACGGACAAGUGGGCCUUUACCCCCCUUCAUGAAGCUGCCCAGAAAGGACGGACACAGUUAUGUGCCCUGCUCCUAGCACAUGGCGCAGACCCAACCAUGAAGAACCAGGAAGGUCAGACACCUUUAGAUCUGGCAACGGCUGAUGACAUCCGGGCUUUGCUGAUAGAUGCCAUGCCCCCUGAGGCCUUACCUACCUGUUUUAAACCUCAGGCAACUGUAGUUAGUGCCUCCCUGAUCUCACCAGCAUCCACCCCCUCCUGCCUCUCUGCUGCCAGCAGCAUAGAUAACCUCACUGGCCCUUUAGCGGAGCUGGCUGUAGGAGGGGCCUCCAAUGCAGGGGAUGGUGCCGCGGGUGCAGAAAGGAAGGAAGGAGAAGUUGCGGGUCUUGACAUGAAUAUCAGCCAAUUCCUUAAAAGCCUUGGCCUUGAACAUCUUCGGGAUAUCUUUGAAACAGAGCAGAUUACGCUAGAUGUACUGGCUGAUAUGGGUCAUGAAGAAUUGAAAGAAAUAGGCAUCAAUGCAUAUGGACACCGCCACAAGCUAAUCAAGGGUGUUGAGAGACUUUUAGGUGGACAGCAAGGAACCAAUCCGUAUCUGACUUUUCACUGUGUGAACCAGGGAACUAUUUUGCUAGAUCUUGCUCCAGAAGAUAAAGAAUAUCAAUCAGUAGAAGAAGAGAUGCAGAGUACCAUUCGAGAGCACAGAGACGGUGGGAAUGCCGGUGGCAUCUUCAGCAGAUACAAUGUCAUUCGAAUUCAGAAAGUUGUGAACAAGAAGCUGAGGGAGCGAUUCUGUCACAGACAGAAGGAGGUAUCUGAGGAGAACCACAACCAUCACAAUGAGCGCAUGCUGUUCCACGGUUCUCCUUUCAUUAAUGCAAUUAUUCACAAAGGGUUUGAUGAGCGACAUGCAUACAUUGGAGGGAUGUUUGGAGCUGGAAUUUACUUUGCCGAAAACUCCUCAAAAAGCAAUCAGUAUGUCUAUGGAAUCGGAGGGGGAACAGGCUGUCCCACGCACAAGGACAGGUCGUGUUAUAUAUGCCACAGACAAAUGCUUUUCUGUAGAGUGACCCUUGGAAAGUCUUUUCUGCAAUUCAGCACCAUGAAAAUGGCCCACGCACCUCCAGGACAUCACUCGGUUAUUGGUAGACCAAGUGUCAACGGGCUGGCGUAUGCUGAAUAUGUCAUCUAUAGAGGGGAACAGGCAUAUCCAGAAUAUCUCAUCACCUACCAGAUCAUGAAGCCGGAAGCCCCCUCACAGACCGCAACAGCAGCAGAGCAGAAGACCUAGUGAUUGCCCCUGGUAAAGGCCAGAGUGAUUCAGACCUGCAACUGGAUUACAGUGGAUUGCUUCCAACCAAAAACAAAAAAAACAAAAAAAAAAAUCAAUAUUCUCUAAAUCCCAACAGCCAAGAAAUAAGCUGUCUUUUAUAAAGCAUUGCUAGAGUGACGGGGCAGAGUAGCUCCCGAGCACACUCACCUGCCCUGGUCCCUUUGAGGAAAUGGCUACUGGGCGGCCUUGAACGUGUCUCUGGCCAUUUUCUUUGCAGUUACCCAUUUCUGAAGCAAGAUGCUUUGCUCAAGAUGUAGAGAUGGGAAAAGAGAAUAUGCUGGCUUACAUGGUCUUGGUUCAUACACUACAUUUUCUUUGUUGUGUUUAGCACAUGUAUAACAGACACACAUGAUGGGCUCAUUUUUUUAAUUUUGCCAAACAUAUUUGUUGACACUUGUUGUUGUUGUCAUUGUUGUCACUUUGAGAAUGAGCCGGAAUCUUCCUGGGAUAUUUUGCACAGUCACACUGACUAAAAUCAUGAGCUAGCAAUGCAGCUGAAGCUUCUGGCUGAACAAGACACUGUUCCCGGUCUCUGUUGUUAGAUUUGUGUCUCUGCUUCUUGUGAACAUAAAGGAAAAGCAGCAAUAUUUAGUUUCCUUUUAUAAACUGCCCCAUCUUAAAAGGAAGGGCACAGACAUCUCUCUUUGACCUAAAAAGUCAGAACCUGCAGGGUUCUUAGGACCAUACUACAGAUGUCAAAAGAACACCAGGGAAAGUUUUAAUGGAGGCAGUUAGAACUUUGCUCCCCUGGUGGACUGGCUGAAGAUCUGGGAGGGAGGAGCCCACUGAGGAGGAAGAGUGGAGCCCAGGGCUGCAACUGCAGCCAGCAGACCCAGGGAUGUCUUCAUUCUCUGGACCACCAGAAUCGUCUACCCUGAGGUUACCCUUUAUUUCCAAAGUCAGGGCCCAGCGUUCUACUCUCCUCUCUUUAGUUUAGAAAGCCAGGAUUCAAGCCCAACGUAAUAAAUAUGCACAAAUGCAAGACGUUUUGUUUACUCCUGAUCUGGCCUUUAUUUUGAGUAGUAUGUAUCAAAUAGUUUAGAAAGAUCCUUUCUCUCAGUUUUUGAACCAUUUCUUCAAAGUUCUUAACAUAGUUAGACAAAAGUUGAAACCAAAGGCAGUUUGCCAUGUUUUUAGACGCCACUGAUAGACAUUUCUUUGUGAAAGUGCUGCUUGUAACGGCACUCGCCAAGUGCACUUUCCUUCCGUUCCCUGUGGACCUUAACUGAAUACAGAGUUGAAUGCAUUACUCUAUUUAGGUUCUACUCAGCUCUGAAGCAGAAGUCAUACAAACAGAGGGAAACAAUGUGACACGUUUCACCAUUUCAGUUGGAAGACUGAAAACAAUUUUUUCUAACUUUUUUUUAAUGUAAGCAUAUUAAACUGUGAUCAUCUUUGUUUCCCUGGUUCUUGAAAUACACAUUUCUCUCUUUUUUUAUUUAUUAAAUUUUUGUUAGCUUGAGCCCAGUGCUAGGACUAGGCAUCCAGUCUAGUGUGAAUAUUACAGUUAUACCUUGAAUGGGUUCUUCAAAAUGAAGUCAAGAGUUAGCCUCGGUCCUCACUACUGUUGCAGUGUCAGUGGCCUGAGCUAGGUGCCGGUGGUUUUGACUGUGUAUUUAAUAGCAACUUGAAUACCAUAUAAAGCUUCAGAAUUUGAUGCUGGCUCAAAGGGUUUUCUUUUUUUCCUUUCUGUUAACAAAGAGUUGAAGAAAUUGGCAUCUGUAUAGUUUUACUAGCUAGAAUGUGUAUGUUAUUUGGCCCAACCGGAAUUAGUUUAAAAUGUUAAACACAGUGGUACUGUGUUACUGUGGUAUAGUAAAAUAUAAACUAAAACAUGAACCUCUGACUGACAUAUCACCUCCAUCAACCAACUAGAUUAACCUGGGCCUUACCUUGAGGAGUCUAUCUUGGUUCCCUAAAACACCAGGGCUGGCUGUGUCCCAUGUUCUGAGCUGAGUAGACACUGCGACAGGAAAGUGCUCUCGAGGUGACUCACCUAGGACAAAAUGCACAGAAGUGAUGAGCAGUUUAAAAAGUGUCAAUCCUGAAAAAAGAAAAAUAAAUAAAUAAAUAAAUAAAUGGUCCACAGAGCUAAUAGAUAUUUCCAGAACUUGAAAACCAAAUGUGUCGUGCGUGUACUCAAGUUGGCAAAAAGGUGACUGUGUAGGAUUUCCUAGAACGGCAACAUAAACUAUAAAAGCCCUCUGGACCAGAAGAACUUGGCAUUCGGCUGAAGUCUGUUUAAUUUCUUUUGUGUGUACUGUUUAGAACUGCUGGCAGGUUUGGGACUCCAGCUUCCCAACAGAACUGCAGAGAGAAGGCGGGUAUCUCCUAGCUCUUUUUUGCGGCCUUUCCCAGAGACCCAACAGUGCUAGUUUACCGGUUUGGCCAGCUUGGAGACUUCUAACUCAGGCAUACGAUAAGUAUUCUGGGCACAUCUGCCUGUACCUUUGCUUCUCCCCAGACUGCUAACCUAGUCUUAGAAGAUACUCCUGCACUUGCCCCAUUUGCCAUGAGUCUUACAGAGACUCAUAUAAUAAGUGUCCCUUAUUUUCAUAUCAGAAUGGAACUGAGCUUAGUCCCCAACUACUUUCUGCUCAGAAGAGUCUGCCAGUUUGCUAGCAGAUAGCAGCAUGGAAUCCAGUGUGUAGUUCUAUGCAAAAGCGUAAUGGCAGGACAGGCUGGGUUCUAACCUUGCUUUCCCUUCCUGGCAGUUACAACUCGGAGCAGCCUGGGGGACAACACUAACAUCGGUCUCAUGACCGAUGAGUGCCACGCUUCCAGCUCCACUCAUUUCUCUUUGCUAUUGGAAUAGUAAAGAGCAUUUGAAAUACAUAGAGAAGUACUUGAAUAUGGCAAGCAAAUAAGCAUACAUCACCAUCUUAUUAUCCUAGAUAUUAUAACAAACAGUAACGUUUGGCUGAUGCUAGGAAACAGCAUCGAGUUGUCCUGACUUUCCUCUCCUUCAGUGUAUUCCCAGUUGCAUGAAGGGGACUCAGGCAUUGUUCCCUCUUCCCUUUUAAACAGUCGUCAUUUGAAUUCCUGUAAUGGCCUUGUAGACAAAAGUGUAUUUUUAAGCACAUCUCCCUGUCCUGUCCCCUCAGCCAUGCACCCGGACCCUGUUUGUGUGCCAGCCUUCUUAUUGUGUUUCUGUUGGGCCGAUCAUCCUGUGUAGAGCUACAGACUAUAGAGUACUCAGCAAAUACUCAAAAAUGACAUUCAAAUGGAUGUUUUCAUGUAUCAGAAAGUUAAAGACUACACUUUGAUGUUAAGGCAGUGACACAGAAAUGAGGGUACUUGUGACAGUGAUAAUCAAAAGAUUGCUAGCUACAUCUAGCACAUGAAAAAAAUUCCUUAAAAAAUACCACCCUAAAAAAGUGAAGCUUCUUCAGCCAACUUAAGCAUUCUACAGUUAAUAGACAAGUAUGUUUUUCCUGUUUGAAAAAGCCUUAUCUGUGGCAGAAACUUUUUAACCUUUUCUAUUCUAGCAGUGAAACAUGAAUCCACUUCUUAAUAUUUGAAAUGUAUUAGUGAGUGGGCGUGUCUUGUGUAUUUCAUACCUGGUAAGUGUGUUCUAUGGGGGUAUAUUUUAUAAGGAAUACUGUCAAAUUCAGUGGAGUUGAUGUAGCCAGUCAGUUCCAAUUUUUCUUAAACUUCUUCCGCCUCCAGGUCAUCUGGUUUGGAGUAACACUAGUGGGAUUUCCAAACCCAUGAUCUUGUGUGGGGGAUUCAUAGAAAGUGAUACCAUGUGGAGUUAGUGUGUCGUGAAAGUUGUUUUUUAAUCAUUUUUAAAGUAUAUACUAUGACACAUGAAACUUAAAACUUGUCAGAAGCUGAAGAUUUUAUAUCUUCUUUCUCUAAGAUCCAGUAUGGUCAGGUUAUGUGGCCAGUUUUAUACUUCUACCAGAGUUCUGCAAAAUUGAGCUGACACUCACCCUGCAGAGGUUUGCCCCUUUCCUCCACCGUCCUUGCGGAGUUUUUUCUCAUUUUUCAGAAUUCUUUCAAUAUCCUCCUCAAGUGGCCCUGAGUGCCCUUUGUUAGCUCAGUGUGGUGAUGGGGUGUCCCUGAACCUCUCUCCCAGUGUGCAGGAAGAAAACUAGAAAAUGCCACAGUAAAAGGAAGGAAGGAACUGGGGUUUUGAAGCUAGUAGCAUCGACUGAGAAGGUGACCUGCGGUAUAUAGUGAGUGUACUCACUACACAGAACACUGACACUCGUCAUGUGUGUGAUGCCUGCUUCCACUCCCUCCCUCCCAGGGUUCUAAGCUCAUCUUAUCCUUGUGGUAGUAAUAUUUGUCCUUAAUACCUACAAAGCUAAAGGUACUUUGAUUGACAAGGUCUCUCAAGAACUUGCAAACAAACCCAGCUUUGAGGAAGUCUAGACUGUUCUGACAACAGCAUCUGGAGUUGUAAUUGUGAUUUUCGUACUGUAACGUCAGUCUGUGUUAGUAACCAGUGUGGUGGCUUUGGUUUGUUGUUAGUGUUCUUUUGUUUCUGGUCUGUGUGACCCACCAGUGGCAGGAGUGCCAGCUCCAUUUUGUGUGUGUGUGUGUGUGUGUUUGUGUUUGUGUGUGUCCAUCUGUAGGCUUGUCAGACAAAAUAAAAGAUACCCAGUUCGAUUUGAAUUUCAGGCUGGUUUCUAGCUCAAGUAUAUUUCAUAUUUGACAUAUCUGCAAUUUUUAAAAUGUUCAUUAACUUAUCUGAAAUUCAGAUUUUGACUGAAUGUCAUAGAUUUUGUUUUCUAUGUAGUUUUUCUAAACCCGAGAGUCCUAGCAGUUUGAUCACAAAAGGAGGCUCACAGCAUGUAAGUUCUCUGGUCUUUAGAGCUUUCACCUGGAAUGAAAGACCUUUUUUUUUUCCUCAACUUUUACUUAUUUCUAAAAGAGGGCAUCAAGGAACUUAACCAGCCUACAUGGUGGGUUUCUAUUUAAAACAUCUCUGUGAUUAUAUUUAACCUGUAAUUGUGCUUUGGCUUAAUGUCUACAGUAAUUGUAACAGAUUAAUAUUCAAUAAAAAACAUUUUAAAGUACA